GAAUUAUUCAAAUGAGUGAAAUAAUUAUUCUGUCGCUGUAAUAGUGCCUAUCAAUAUUUUGUAGUAUUAUCUCAUUAUCGGCGAAAAGCCACUACUGGAUAGUUUAUCUGGCUGGCUGGUGUCACCGAGGAGUUGACAAUAUAUUGUAGCGCGGCGGCAGCAGCGCGGUGCAGUGCGAGUGUGGCGCGUGCGCGGUGCAUGCAGAGCUCGGCGCGGUCGCGCGCGCAGCUUCCCAGAAAGCGUUUUCCUGGUGUGUCGGUGAGCGCAGAUUGCGGUGACGAAUACCUACGUCACGUCGGUGACGCGGUGUCGCGAAUCUUAGUAUAAAAACGUGCGUGUUGGCGCGCCGCGUCCCCUAGUGUUCGGUGGUUCCGAGUGAGGACAACCUGGCGCCCCGCAAUGGACGCAUGGACUCCGACGUGGACGAGUCGGGGGAUGACACCGUGCCCGCCGAUCCAGAGAAGUGGGAGCGUCCCGAUGUGCUGCGGUGCGUGCGCUGGGUGGCGCGCACGUUCGGCGUGUGCGCGCCGCGCAAGCACCUGCUGCCCGACACCGGCCGCGCGCUGCUGGCCCUCACCGAGGACAACUGGGUGCAGGUGUGCUCGGGCAGCGAGCAGUCGGCGCGCAUCUACUACGCGUACCUGCGGCACGCGCACGCCGGCGCCACGGGGCAGCCGCCGCCGGAGCCGCUGCCCGAGCACCAGGCCACCACCAGCCAGGCUGCCGCGGCAGACUACAACCCGUACGGCGCGCUGAGCGGGUGUGCGCGCGCGGCGGGCGGACAGGUGCAGCUGUGGCAGUUCCUGCUCGAGGAGCUGGCGGCCGGCGCGCCCGGCAUCUGCUGGGAGGGUCCUCCGAAUGAGGGAGAGUUCCGGCUGUCGGACCCGGACGAGGUGGCGCGGCGCUGGGGCCGGCGCAAGCAGAAGCCCAACAUGAACUACGACAAGCUGUCGCGCGCGCUGCGCUACUACUACGACAAGAACAUCAUGAGCAAGGUGCACGGCAAGCGGUACGCGUACCGGUUCAGCUGGGCGGGGCUGGCGGCGGCGUGCCAGGCGCAGGCCGGGGACGCGCCGCCCUACUGGCACUACCUGCCGCCCGCCGCCACCGACGCCACGACACCCAACACAACCGCGCCCUAGUCCGCCCGUAGCCACGUAGCAAGCAAGGCUACGCUGUCACUACGCGGAAGGAAAGUGCUACGCCGUAGCACGUAGCGAGUGAAAGUUGCUACGUGCCACGUAGCCGCGACUACGACUGUGCUACGUUGUGCAUUCAAGUGAUUGAUGGUGGUAUUAUUGAACCGUAACCUUUAUAAUACGUCGGUAUUCCAUUAUGGUCUGUGUGUGGUGACCUGUGCAGGUAGGGGAUUGUAUAAUGCGUAGGCGUAGGCUAUUUAAUGGAAUUAGUAACGCUUAUUUGAAAAAAGAAUAUUGUUUUUCAAACUACAUAGAAACGUAUCUCUGGAAAAGUAUCACAGAUUACUAGUUGUGUUAGAAAACACAUAUUAAUACUGUAACUGUAAUUGUACAUUACUGUAUAAUAUCAAAGUGUAAUUAGUCUGCGUAGUGCUUCAUUCUGAUUCUAUCAUAUUCCAUGCCGGCAAAUAUUUUCACUCCCUAUAACAUGAGGUUUAUAACAAAAUAACCAGUGAUAUGUGUGUCUUAACAUUGUGUCAUCCAGUUCAGACGUAAAUUAAUGUUAUGUAUAAUGUAGAUAUUGCCUACAGUCAGGAAUGUGCCUGCCACGUAAUGUUUGUUGUUACUCGUUAACGAGAAUAAUUGCUUUCAAUAUUAUAAACUGAAACAUUUUCAGUGUUAUUACUUCAUUUAUGUUAGUAUGUAUAAAUAUUGUAAUAUAGUAAUGUUGUUGUGAAUUUAUACAUACUUAAUAUAGAAUAGUACAUACGGCAACACACACACAUGUAGGAUAUGAUCAAUAUACGUGUAGGAUACAAGUAGUGUUCCAUUGUUGUUGUGUGUUCGUUCUCAGUAGUGUGAGUGGCUAUUACAAUUGUUUCUAAAUAUGUCUAUCUACAUAUCUUUCAUAUCUAUGUACAAGCAAUGUUCAUGAAUAUUACUACUAUGUAUGACUUAUUAAAGUCUAAAAUUGUAUGUAUACAUUAUACUUGUAUUAUAUACCUAUACUUGGAAGCAAAACGGAGCUACUAACGUUUUUUUCUUUUCCAUUUCUUGAUUAUUAUUCUUUUUGAUACAAGUAUUUUAUUAAUUGGUAACGUUUGUCGUAUGAAAGACGAUUUAAUUAUCUUUAAAAUGAGAGUAUUCACUCAUUCCUUUUUUAAGUAUUUGACUGCGAAUAGAAAACUGUUGAAGGCAAAUCCUCCGCUAACGUCAUUCACCGGUGACCACCACGGCGUUCAAUGUGUUAAUUAAUGAGGGUUCUUUAAAAAAAUAAGCGUUAGUGUCUCCGUUCCUCCAGUUAUUUGCUCCCAAGUGUAUUUAGAUUUAUUUCUACUAAAUAGGUGCUUAUACAUUAGUUACUGUACGAUGAUAUCCCGACGGUGUAAAUGUUACCUAUCUUGGACUAUUCUACCUCAUUUCAGUUUGUUCCCGUUUCGGGUAGAAAGUACUUCGUCAAGUACUGGCCCAACUAUAAUUUUCUUGUUCUUAAUAAUACUAUUUUCUUUAACUUUUACUUUAAACUUUAAUGUGUUAGUGAUAAGUAUUAGUUUUGAUAUAUUGUAUUAUGUAGUUUUAUAAGUACUUUAGGUUUAAUUAGUUUUAAAUUAGGUUUAAAUUACCGGCUAAUAUGAUUGUUACUUUAUUCGCUUUUUUUGUUUCUCCGUAAUAGAUUAUAGUUUUUAAUGUAAUUGUUUCUCCUGAUUAAAUCACUAUGUUAGAAUUACUGAAAUGUAAUUAAAUUAUAUUACUUUACAGAGAAAUCAAACACAAUCAAUAAAAAUAGAUGAUUAAUAAACAAUCAUUAGGGCCGUACAGUUCCAAUGCGGGCUCUCUUUUCUCAGGAUUUCACUAGAUGGCGUUAAGCUAAAGUUGUCAAACGUCUAAUGUCUAAUAGCUUCAACGCUCUUUGGCAGUGCAGUCGACUACUUCGUAUUGGAGACUCGGUUCCCAUCAAGGCUUCAAAGCUCUUCGUUUAACGUUAGUGAAUUACUUACGAUGAUACCUUAGUUCCCUCUAGCCCUCUUUAAAAAAUUCCUACUCCAUAGCCCUCAUUGUGUUGCUUGUAAGAUGUGUUACAUACUCACGUGUAAAAUAUAUGUAUUACUUACGAAGAAAUACAAACAUUGUUUAAGAUUAAGUCUACCUAUGGUUAACAUGUUGGAUGUCAUUGCGCCAUCAUCAGAGUACCUAUUGUGUAGGUACGUUGUAUACUUGUCAUGGUAUAAGUACAACCACUUUUAAAUCAUUGUAAAUAAUACUUAACUUUGUUUUGUUAUUUUUGUUACAUACGAUUUAACAAUACAUUAAAUUAAUGCCCGUUUUUACCAACCUCUCCUUAAUUUUAAGACUCCCCUACUCCUAAGUUGAGAAUAGGUGAUAAUUAACGUCAUUUUGUUUGUCACCUGCCUAUAAUUGACACGCAAUAAAUAGUACACGCAAAGGGUUGGUUUAGUCAUGUUAAAUAACUUUUAGUUAAGAGAUGGUACCUGAAAACGGUCUUAACUCUUGAAUAUCUAUGUAUUUUUCGACUUGUCCAGGUACACGAUGGCCGCACUGACGCCGACCUAGUUUGUUUCAUGUUGUUACGCAUAGUUUACUAUUUUGUUAUUAUGUUACAUUUAAACCAAUAACAGUACAAUAUAUUAUUACUUUAUAUUUAGUACUCAUAUAGAAGUAUAUACUUGCAGGUUUAUUGGUUGAUUAACAACAUAAUAUAGGUACAGUCGGUAACGAUAAUCACAACAGUUCCUGGUCAAUUGUAAAUACUUACUUUGAAAUAAUAAAAUCCUGAACACUGAA
Messenger RNA from Spodoptera frugiperda (fall armyworm), 3941 nucleotides. Its product is annotated as DNA-binding protein D-ETS-6. The transcript has 6 exons. Gene Ontology annotation, biological process: regulation of transcription by RNA polymerase II; cell differentiation. NCBI's taxonomy places the organism in Eukaryota, Metazoa, Arthropoda, Insecta, Lepidoptera, Noctuidae. Gene Ontology annotation, molecular function: DNA-binding transcription factor activity, RNA polymerase II-specific; sequence-specific DNA binding. Bases 408 to 1142 code for a protein of 244 amino acids. Gene Ontology annotation, cellular component: nucleus. The record is from RefSeq and is a predicted model, not a curated record.